This is a messenger RNA of Lachancea mirantina, 1014 nucleotides long. The record is from the annotation of a GenBank genome assembly. Lineage: Eukaryota; Fungi; Ascomycota; Saccharomycetes; Saccharomycetales; Saccharomycetaceae.
AUGUCGAAUCAGUCGGGUAUCACGGCUGACCAGGAGCUCCUGGACACAAUUGGCGCUUUGACCACCGAAACCGCCGGUUCUGCGGUCGUUGUAGCGCAGAUUUCCAGCGACAACACUUCCGUCAGGGUCGCAGCGACUCUACACAGUACCGACCAAUUAUCCACGUAUCUGAGCAGCCACGCCGAACCCGCUUAUAUCUGGGUCCGCCGUGGCGCGGGAAAAGUCGCGUUUGUCUCGUACAUGCCCGAAACGACACCCGUGCGUGCCAAAAUGUUGUAUGCGUCUACCAAAAACACGGUUUCCAGACAAGUUGGGUCAAAUCACAUUUCCUUGACCCUCAUGGCGUCCAGCGCAGACGAAUUGGUCGCCGACUUGUCUGCGACGCCCGCUGCUGGCGCCACGGGCGACGCGGCGACGCACAACGCCGCGGGAACCAGUGUUUUGACCGAGUCCGAAAGGCAGAAUCUCGAAAUCUCGCGGCAGCAGAAAACAGAAGGUUCACGUGCGGCCCGUGCCCUGGUGUCGCAGAACAACGGCACAGCACACACGCUGAGUUUCAAGGUUGCGAGUGACAAAUCCAUUUCUGAUCUUUUGCGCGAAUUCAGUUUUGUUUCGUUCAAGAUCGAUAUCGCCAAAGAACAAGUUGAGAUUCUGGCUACCGCGCAAGUCUCCCAGCCAACACAGUUGCCAGAUUAUCUGGACAGCACCCAGCCUUCUUACAACCUUUACCACAGCCAGGGCCGCAAUUACUUCAUAUACAGCUGUCCAUCGGGCAGCAAAGUCAAAGAACGCAUGUUGUACGCUUCCAACAAGUCUGGAUUUCUCAAGCAUUUGAAGGAGGUUGACGGUGUGGAUAUGGCAAAGACUGUGGAGGUCGGAGACGCCGACGAAUUGGAACUCUCGGAUUUCGGAACCGAAUCAAACGCGGGCAACGCCGAAAACGUUAAUUCAGCUGCGGGUCGGCUGAAAUUCAACCGUCCCAAGCGUCCUGGCAGAAGAACCGGAGCCAACUGA